AUGUCCAUGCCGACGAUGGACAGCUCCCCCAGAACGCGGCUGCUGAACCACCAGAGAAAACUGAAGCAGGAUGAAGACAAGAAAGACGACUUCACAAGAACCAUCGGCGGUGCAUUCGUCCAGUUCGACGCAGGUGCUCGCGUAUCCAAGAUCCGCCUGCCUGGUGACUUCUCUGCUGCUCGCAUCAGCGGAUUACGGCAAAAUACGUCGAAAGAAUCGGUUCGAGAUAUGCUAGCUGAAAAGGGUUUACACAUCAGCGUCGACGAUAUUUGCACAUUUCACAUGGAAGGUAGUUACGGAGCAACCGUCAGAUCGGACGAUGCGUCGUUUUCAAAACGACUCUGCAGUCUCGUUCAACCCGGCUGCACAUGGGGAGGAUCGAAGAUAAUAGUCACGUCUAUUGCCGCGCCCAUGCCCUCUGGUCAUAACGCUCGACGCGUAGACUGCAAAAAGGUCCAUGUUUCUUGGCAUAAAGCAGUCAAGAUUGUCUGGUUGAACUUUGGCAACGGAGAUAUCGCCCGCCGUGUGAGUGACAUGUUCUCAAAGGGGGCAUAUAGGGUCUUGGACCAGAGAGUCACUGCUGCCGCAGCUACCAGAGCCGAAUCCGUCAUACCCUCGCGGCCAGCCCGUGGGAACCAUGUUGCCUGGACUGUUGUAUUGACUGAUGUCCCGGCUGCCGCACAGGAGCGCGACAUUUUGCGAGCCAUCACGCAUGAGCGGAACAAACCUCACCAUGUAGAGAUGGGGGCCCCAACGUACUCAACAGACGAGGAGGAGGCUUGGGCGAUGAUACGUUCUCUCUUAACAAAUAUCGGACCCUUGGAGUAUUGUGACCCCCCCUUGGAGACGAAUGCAAAUUCCAGGCGGGUGAAGGCAACUGCGCGCUUCCUCGAUGAGGCUGACGCUCGCAGAGCUUCCCUGGAACUUGGCAAAAUGGAACUCCCUUUCCAUCGCAAGGCACGGUUAACUGUGCAGAUGGUGUACUCGGCCAAGUUCAAGGUCGCCAUCAACGUUUUCGACGCUGUGCAGUCUCGAAUCGUUGCCCAGCAGACAACUUGGAAAGAUAACAUUUCCUUCAGGGCCUACAAGCCCACAGGCCCUCUGCAACGUUUCAGAGUUUUGAAGAUUGAGGGCGAGUUGGCAGAAAAUGUCGUCAAUGCCAAGGCUGACCUUGAAUCGAUCCUUGCUGGUGUCGUCGCGACGGACAACGACGCCACCCUCUGGCAUUCUUCACUCAAGACCAAUGGGAAGCUUUUCCAAGCGAUCAAGACACUAGAGAAAGAACUUUCGGUAACCAUCCUCCGGGACAAGGUAAAAUCCGAAUUGCGCCUCUUCGGAGCCCAGCGGCGUUGCGAAGACGCGCAGCGUCGACUGGCUCAGCUGAUACGCAUGGAAUCGGGGUCAAAUUCCUCUAGAGUCAUUGAGCUUGAACCCCAGAAAUUCUUUUGGGCUUGCCACGGGGGUUUCAGAACAAUUGCCGGCCAACUCGGUCAAGAAAAGGUCCUGUUUGAUAUCAUCUCCACGCCAAAGAAAAUUAUUGUCUCUGGUUCCCUGGAAGACUAUGAUCUGGCCGUAGCAAUCAUGGAAGGCAGAAAACAGGUCCCAGAGCGAGUUGAGCAGGCAAAAGCCCAUGACACCGCGCAGGAAUGUUCGGUUUGCUGGACCGAGGCCGAUACUCCUGUCAAGAUAAAGUGUGGACACAUUUAUUGCUUGGAGUGUUUUGAAGACAGUUGCACCAAAGCAAACACCACGGCCGGGGAGUUCAUGAUCCUGUGCCAUGGCAACCAGGGCAACUGCAGGAGCGUCAUGGCAGUUGAGGACCUGCAGACAUACCUCUCCUCGGCUGCACUCGAGACCGUCCUUGAGCUGUCCUUUUCGUCUCAUGUAAAGCGUAACCCAAACACGUUUCGCUACUGCCCCAGUCCAGAUUGCGACUUUGUAUACAGGGUCUCGUCGGCUGCCAGAACGCAGAACUGCUCCAACUGCCUCCGGCCUACGUGCUCUGCGUGCCACGAGCCGCACAUUGGCAUGUCGUGCGCGGAGCAUCAAGACCUGAAGUCGGGGGGGUUCGCAGCGUUGAUGAAACUCAAGAAAAAGCUGGGAAUCAAGGAUUGCCCAAAGUGCGCAACUCCGCUUGAGAAGGUCUCGGGAUGCAACCACAUGACGUGCGCAGCCUGCAAGGCUCAUAUAUGCUGGGUGUGCUUGAUGACAUUUGCAAAUGGCCCGGCCGUGUACGAGCAUAUGGGGAAGCUCCAUGGAGGCCAUAUCGACUUGCCGGGUGUCUGA
Molecule: messenger RNA, 2286 nt
Organism: Metarhizium brunneum ARSEF 3297
Lineage: Eukaryota; Fungi; Ascomycota; Sordariomycetes; Hypocreales; Clavicipitaceae
Source: RefSeq, a predicted model, not a curated record